AAUUGUCUGGUUGUUAAAUUGUUAUAUAUCGUUGUUUGACGUCACGAACAAAAAUUUUUCUUGUCUAUUUCUUAAAUGAUCAUCAUCAUCAGAAAAUUGUAAACGAAUAUCCAUUAGUAAAGUACGGAAUGAUCGUCAAUACUUGAAAAGUUCAUGGUCAUACACAAUGAUAUCAGGAUGAUUUCCAGUGCUGCACUGUUGCAUUUGUUGUUGAUAAGAGAAUGUCGCCAUUUGAUAAUAAUAAAACUAUAUAGUUACUAUAUAUAUAUAUAUAGUACAUGAGUACAUGAUGAUAAAUGUGUCGAAAAUGUUGUCAAGUGGAAAACAAAAGUUACUAAUAAAAUUAUUAUUUAUUUGUUUCUUAUUUCAUCAAUCGAUUUUAGCCAUGAAUUUGACCGUAGAACCUAUUUUAACCACCGAUGUUUCUGAUCUUGGUGAAGGACCACAUUGGAAUGAUCAAAAUCAACAAUUAUACUAUGUGGAUGCAUUCGCUGGUUAUGUUCAUCGAUAUUGUCCCCGAUUGAAUUUGGAUGUCAAAAUUAAUCUUGGAGAUUUGGUUACCAUUAUCAUUCCAAUCGCUAAUGAUACAAAUCAUUUUCUAAUAAGUUUACGAAAUAAAAUUAUCAAAUUCAAUUGGAUUCGUGAAACAUUUGAUGUCAUAGCUGAAUGUGCUGCCGAACAUAAUGGAAAAGAACGUUUCAAUGAUGGUAAAAUUGACGCCGCUGGCCGACUUUGGAUUGGUACCGUUUUAGAAGGACCAGAUGGUGUAAUUAAAUCUGGUGGAUCACUAUAUCGAUUUAAUGUGGACAAUCUAAAAUUCAUUAAAAUGACCGAAAAUUUUACCAUUUCCAAUGGAAUGGCUUGGAAUCAUAAUAAUACUUUAAUGUAUUUCAAUGAUUCAGAAGAUAGAAAAAUUUGGCUUUUUGAUUUUGAUCUCCAUAAAGGAACAAUAAAUAAUCGUCGAAUAUUUUUAGAUCUUGAUAAACAUUCAAAUUCAUUCAAAUCAGAUGAAUAUCCUGAUGGUAUGACAAUCGAUUCAGAUGAUUAUAUAUGGACAUCAAUGUAUAAUGGUGGCCGUAUAGUACGAAUCGAUCCACAAACUCGACAAGUGAUGAUGUCGAUUUCAAUUCCAGCUCUUCGUACUACAUCAUUAACAUUUGGUGGUGAAAAUUUGAAUGAAAUUUUCGUGACAACCGGUGCUGAUACAAAUGAACAGGAAAAAUAUCCAAUGGCGGGUAAAAUUUUCAAAAUAAAAUUUAAAAACAAUAAUGAACAGAUAAAUGGUAAAAAAGCAUUUCAAUUUAAAUUUUAAUUCA
Messenger RNA from Dermatophagoides farinae (American house dust mite), 1316 nucleotides. Its product is annotated as putative sugar lactone lactonase YvrE. The record is from RefSeq and is a predicted model, not a curated record. Gene Ontology annotation, molecular function: calcium ion binding; gluconolactonase activity. Lineage: Eukaryota; Metazoa; Arthropoda; Arachnida; Sarcoptiformes; Pyroglyphidae. Gene Ontology annotation, biological process: L-ascorbic acid biosynthetic process.